Molecule: messenger RNA, 525 nt
Organism: Blepharisma stoltei
Lineage: Eukaryota; Ciliophora; Heterotrichea; Heterotrichida; Blepharismidae
Source: the annotation of a GenBank genome assembly
AUGGAACAGGUAAAAGUUUCAAACAUCAUAAGAGACGAAUUAUUAAUUCAAGCAGCAAACCUUCAAUCAAGGAACAAAAUACUAAGCUUCUGCGACUUAUGCGGCAAAUCUUUCAAUAGUUUAAUGAUAUUGAGAGACCAUAUGAUCAAUGAGUUCGCAAUUGAAAGGGAAAUGAUUACAAUUCUUAAUACAGAAUUAGGCCUAGACCCUAAUACGCCUUCACCAAAAGGCGAAUACUAUGGCGAGCAAGACUUAAAAAAGCCUUACAGUUGCGCCACUUGUCACAAAAUUUUCGAAAGUCGUCAAGGCUUGAACCAGCAUGUAGGGAAAAAGCAUACAGCUAAUGCAAAAAAUUCCAUAUGUAGCGUAUGUGGAAAGCUUUUUACACACAAGUAUGCAUUGAAAUUCCACUAUGAACAAGUACACGAAACAGCAAAAAGAGUCAACUGUAAGCUCUGCGGAUAUAUGGCUUAUAACAAAUAUAAGCUGAAGAAACAUAUACAAAAACGUCAUGCAAAUAUAUAA